Molecule: messenger RNA, 876 nt
Organism: Lycium barbarum (goji berry)
Lineage: Eukaryota; Viridiplantae; Streptophyta; Magnoliopsida; Solanales; Solanaceae
Exons: 3
Coding region: 1-876 (291 amino acids)
Source: RefSeq, a predicted model, not a curated record
AUGGUUCAAGCUCUGGUGUUGGCUUUACCAAAUUUCACAUUGCCCUUUGUGGUUGAAGUAGAUGCAAGUGGUCGAGGAAUUGGGGCAGUGCUGGCCCAAGGGGGCAGGCCCAUCGCAUUCAUUAGCCAGUCUUUGAGCCCAAAACACUUGGGAUUUUCAAUGUAUGAAAAAGAACUAAUAGCAUUACUAUACGCAGUCGAGAAAUGGCGCCACUAUUUGCAACCUAACCAUUUUCUGAUCAAGACCAAUCAUUUUAGCCUCAAAUUCUUAAAAGAUCAACGGGUUGAGAAUGUUGCUGCUGAUGCAUUAUCCAGAAGAUUUGAUGAAACUGACUGUAAUGGAAUCACUGAUGUGCAACCAAGUUGGGUUUUGGAUGUCAUUUCAAGUUAUGAAAUGUGCAACCAACAGGCCCAGGACCUCAUAGCCCAGCUCAGUGUUAAUCCAAAUUCAAUCCCUUAUGUCCAGUUGCAACAAGGAAUACUUAGACAUCAAGGUCACAUCUGGGCUCUAUACAGCUAUGAUCCACCACAACUCACAUUCGAGUUAGUUCUUCAAACAAAACUUGACGUUGUAGAUCAAGUGCUCCGUGACCGUCACUUGCUAGAUAAAGUGUUAAAAGACAACUUAAUCAGGGCUCAGAAUCGGAUGAAGAAUUAUGCGGAUACCAAGAGAAGCAAGAGAGUAUUUGAAGUUGGGGAUUGGGUGUUCUUGAAAUUGCAAUCAUACCAUCAAAGUUCUGUAGCUAUUCGCCAGAAUCUGAAACUGUCGGCGAGGUUCUUUGGUCUUUAUGAGGUGCUACGCAAGCUGGGCUCUGUUGCUUAUAAGUUGAAAUUACCUCCCGGAUCCAAGAUUCACCACGUUUUUCAAGUCUCAUAG